AAAAAAAUGAGAAUUGUCUGAUUCAUAUUUCCUUUUUAUAGAAAAACAUCUAAAUAUGAAUAGUAAAUUGGUAGAAGUACUACAUGAUGAUACACAUGCCAAGAAUACGACAGAAAAACGAUUUGUUCUGAGACGCGUAUCAGGUGGUUCAUCACGCCACAAUGUACGAUCUAAUCAUCAUAGCGAUAAAACAUUACCCAAUGUCAAAAUACAACAACAAUCGAUGGAGACACAACGUUCUUACUCCAACACAUCUCCACUUUUGACACCCAUCCCGGUGAUGCAACUUGAUACAGAAAUGGAAAUGAUCUUACGACGAUUGGAACGCGCAUUGCUCACAUACAAUCGGAAACAAACGGUGACUGAUUCCGUCCCACCUCGUUUACAGUUGGAUCCUCAUCAACCAAAGUUGGCUGUCAUGCGAAACGUGAAUCAAGGCGUGGAUGUGUAUUUGCCACAUGGGAUUUUAAGAAGUAAGCCUUUACCUCCUCAUCAAACGCAAUAUGUCCUGAUGGCCAAUGAUAAGAAACAAUCUGCAUGGGAAUUGGUGACUCAACGUGUUUUGAAUGCAACAACAAAUAAACCUACACAAGGUGAUUUGGUUUCGGAUAUGGAUUUGAAGACUUUGAUUCAAUUUGCUACUCAAUUUUUGGAAUCUGUGGAAAAGGCUGGAUAUAAUAAUAAUAGUAAUAGUUUAUUACCUCCCAAGGAUGAUUUACAACAAAGUGCUAGUCUUUCUAGUCUAGAUGAACUUGAACGUGUAAGUUUAAUUAUUAUCUCCAUGAAAAAAAAAAUUAUGAUCACUCAUCUUUUCUUAUAAAAAAAAAUUAGGAAUUACAACGUAUCAUUGCCUC
Molecule: messenger RNA, 854 nt
Organism: Halteromyces radiatus
Lineage: Eukaryota; Fungi; Mucoromycota; Mucoromycetes; Mucorales; Cunninghamellaceae
Exons: 1
Coding region: 56-820 (254 amino acids)
Source: RefSeq, a predicted model, not a curated record